AUGGUUUGGAUAUGUGAAGAGGAGUGGGCAGAUGGCCCAAUGAAAAGGUGUGAGAGGUUGGAUAUAAUGGAUACGAAGAGAGCAUUAUCUAGCAAUAUUGUUAAAAUAAUCUUAGUGGGGUUUGAGUUAGAAUUAGAGCCACCAUCAAAUGAACCUUAUUUAUCAACUUCCCUUCAAGAUUUUUGGGGAAAUAGGUGGAACCUCACCGUAACCAAUACACUGCGUCUCACCAUAUAUAACCCUGUGAGGUCAGCAUUGUCAGAAGUUGUCGGGAGAACGUGGGCCCUACGUGUUGCCAUGCUGGCAACUUUUGUCGUAUCCGGUUUAAUGCAUGAGCUUUUGUUUUAUUACGUUAAUCGUGUGAGCCCUUCUUGGGAAAUGACGGGCUUUUUUGUGUUACACGGGCUUUGUGUGAUGGUGGAGAUUGGUGUUAAGAGGUGUUUGAAGGAUACAUGGCGGUUACCGGGCUUUGUUUCGGGCCUGUUAACGGUUGGGUUUGUGGUGGUUACUGCUUUUGGGCUUUUUUUUCCACCAAUAAUUAGGAAUGGUGCUGAUGAAAGGGUACUUGAAGAAGUUGGGUUUUGCUUUGACUUCAUCAAAGAUAAAAUGGUUCAAUUUGUUGGUUAUUUUAGAUAA
Messenger RNA from Solanum tuberosum (potato), 636 nucleotides. Its product is annotated as long-chain-alcohol O-fatty-acyltransferase. Lineage: Eukaryota; Viridiplantae; Streptophyta; Magnoliopsida; Solanales; Solanaceae. Bases 1 to 636 code for a protein of 211 amino acids. The transcript has 2 exons. Gene Ontology annotation, biological process: lipid metabolic process. The record is from RefSeq and is a predicted model, not a curated record.